CUCAGCCUUAUUAGUGCUCUCCCUCCUUUUUUUUUUCUUUUUGGAUUUUCUUGUUUUUCCCCCUCUGCUUUCUGUCCAAAAUUUUCAAUCUUUUUCAAACCCAGCAUUAUCCCAUUUCUUCUUCUCCUGAAUCUCUUCUCUUCACAUUUCCCUGCCUUUUUACCCCCUUCUUUCAUCCUAUCGAAUCAUCUCUGUUUUGGAUUUUUGGUUCUCUGUAAUUCCCUCAGAAAAAAUAAAGAAGGUUCGAAACAGAAAUGAAGAAGGUUGUGUUGAAGCUGGAUUUGCACGAUGACAAAGCCAAGCAAAAGGCUUUAAAGGCGGUCUCAACUCUUUCAGGAAUUGAUUCCAUUGCCAUGGAUAUGAAGACAAGGCAAUUGACAGUGAUCGGCACAGUCGACCCCGUGAACGUUGUGAGCAAGCUGCGCAAGUACUGGCCAACCGACAUAGUAUCGGUGGGUCCGGCAAAGGAACCGGAGAAGAAAGAGGAGGCAAAAAAGGAAAAAGGGGAAAAGAAAGAGGGAGAAAAGAAGGAAGAAGUGGAAAAGAAAGAGGGAGAAAAGAAGGAAGAAGGGGAGAAUAAAGAAGGGGGAGAGAAGAAAGAAGGGGGAGAGAAGAAGGAAGAAGGCAAGAAGGAAGAAGGGAAGAAAGAAGAGGAGAAGAAGCCACAGCCAGCACCAGACCCUGUUUUGGAACUUGUCAAGGCUUACAGAGCAUACAAUCCUCAUAUGACCACUUAUUACUACGUUCAAAGCAUGGAAGAGAACCCAAAUGCUUGUGUUAUUUGUUGAGUUGAGGCCCACGGCUUUCUCUCCAAUUGGUGGUGGAAUUCAAUCUCAUCAAUCAGAAUAUGCAUAUAAAUCCUUUGUAUAUAAGACGAUGAUAUGCCUCUUUGAAUCCUUUUUUUUACAAGUAAUGUGUUUUGUGUAGAAACUAGUUUUUGAAUAAAUGUGAUUUUGGAAUUUGUUUCGAAACAAAGAAGAUAAAGCAAUAGCUUCACAUGUUCGACAACUCCAUGGCAAUGGUGGGGCACUGUGAAAUUCUUAUUUGGAGAUUAUCUUUUACAUCUUAUAAUACAAUCUGUUGUAACA
This is a messenger RNA of Hibiscus syriacus, 1088 nucleotides long. Its product is annotated as heavy metal-associated isoprenylated plant protein 39-like. The transcript is spliced from 3 exons. Lineage: Eukaryota; Viridiplantae; Streptophyta; Magnoliopsida; Malvales; Malvaceae. Bases 255 to 788 code for a protein of 177 amino acids. Gene Ontology annotation, molecular function: metal ion binding. The record is from RefSeq and is a predicted model, not a curated record.